Salvia miltiorrhiza (redroot sage) is the source of this 1411-nucleotide messenger RNA. RefSeq lists its product as uncharacterized. The record is from RefSeq and is a predicted model, not a curated record. NCBI's taxonomy places the organism in Eukaryota, Viridiplantae, Streptophyta, Magnoliopsida, Lamiales, Lamiaceae. Bases 40 to 1266 code for a protein of 408 amino acids. The transcript is spliced from 11 exons.
UUUAGGAGUACUAUUGUAUUUGGCGACAGCGGUACUAGUAUGGAGGAGGAGGAGGAGUCGCCGCUGCCGCUGCCGCCGUCGUCUCCGGGAGUCGAGCCGGUAGAACUGAAAGACUGCGUAGAAGAGCUAUUGAAAUUCACACUCAUUUCCUCCAUACAAGGCAAGAUUCAAAUCGGUCUCUCCAACGAAUACUGCGCCGAUCUCCUCAGAGACGAUCCGUCAGCUCCCCUUCACACUAACGCGGUUUCCGGAGGAGUUCCGUCGUAUCCUUUAUACAAGCGACUAGCAUCGUCUCUAUAUCAGUCCAUAUGUUCUGGAGCGUUAUGCACAUCAUACAAAGAACUUAUACCAUCUGAUGAAGAAUUGAACCAUAGGAAGAAAGAUGAAGAAUGGAAUAAGAUGAUUGUAGAAAAAGGUUCUGCUUUACUAAGUGUGCUGAGAGAAGUAAAUUUUGAGCUUCACGUCCAGGAGCCUUUCUUCUCUUUGCUCAGUGGUAUUCAUCUCUUGAUUUUAAGUUCUGAUGGUGUGAAAACAAUUGAAGGAAGGUGUGCAGUUGGUGACUACAAGAGAAUCCGAGCUGGACAUGUACUUUUAGUCAACAAGUGUUUAACGCUUCAAGUUCAGGACGUCCGGAAAUAUUCUUCGUUCUGUGAGAUGCUGGAAGUAGAAAGUCUAGCAAGUGUUCUUCCGGGAGUAACAAACAUUGAAGAAGGUGUGCAAACCUAUAGAAAUUUCUACUCAGAAGAAAAGGAAAGAUCAAAUGGAGUCCUUGCUAUACAUGUUCGAACACCAACUUCUCAGCUUCGUGUUAUAACGGCCUCCAUAGUUUCAGGUCUGAGCUACGGUGGAGUUCAAAAACUUCUGGGCUUCGUAGAGACCGCGGGAACAAAUCCAGAGUUACUUCCUCCCCCGACAUCAACCCUGCUAUCCACAUUUUCGUCACCACAUAAUCCUGAUUUUAAAGGUUCGAUGUUGACAAAUGGUGCCAGAGCUCUAGCAAAACAUGUGAACAGAAGCUGUGAAGGAUACUGGGGUCCCUUACAUGGAAGUGACAAGGAGAAGAAUAGGCAUGCAGUGGAGACAAUCAGCCGUCUGCUGGCUCAUUGUAGCUGGAUGAACAUGCAUAUUGUUCGACCACAUGGAAGCGUCUUCGAGAUCAGGAACGAUGAUGGUUAUGGCGCACGAUGGUCUGUAGAUGGGACUAAGUUUAUAGGAUUUUUGGAGCCGUAUGCGAUUGAUGGAUACUCCAAGGGUUGGAAACAUUAGUGUCUCUUCCAUUAGACCAGCCAACUUGAAACUCAUUGUUUAAGAAUGUACAUUUGUACCAGACGAAAAAGACUAUGUAUGUUGAUGAAGUAUGUGAAAACGAAAUGUUACUAUUUAGGAAUUUCUAUUUUUCUAUCAGCAAAAA